Messenger RNA from Fulvia fulva, 3843 nucleotides. RefSeq lists its product as uncharacterized. Lineage: Eukaryota; Fungi; Ascomycota; Dothideomycetes; Mycosphaerellales; Mycosphaerellaceae. The transcript has a single exon. Gene Ontology annotation, molecular function: protein binding. The coding region runs from base 1 to 3843 and encodes 1280 amino acids. The record is from RefSeq and is a predicted model, not a curated record.
AUGCUAGAGCGAGCGACAGCAUGUCUCAAAGCUGGAGCUCGAGAUGCCCCGAACCGCGCGCAGCAGGCGUCUCGCAGCAAGCGCAGGCUGCAUUCGACCUUCUGGACGCAUGGGGCUGGCAACCUCGAACUCGCCCCAUGGGUACUCUCUAUGCCUGCCGGCCAGCCGCCGAAACCCGAUAGCAUCAGUCCCAAGCGGUCUGCACCCAUGCGUGAUGGCCUGGACACCGAAACCACGUCCAACGAUUAUUUUCUCGAUUUCCUGUGCCCUCCCCAUGCUCUGACUUGGCUACAACAUCCACAGAGUCAGCGAUGGGCGCACUGGGAAGUCAGAAACGCUAGGAGGUUCCCCAAAGGCUACAUUCCAGCCUCGAGGCGGUAUGCCUCGAGCUCGUACGCGCAGACAACUCCCCCAGAGGCACAGUCACAGCAGGAGCAGGAGGUAGCACACGCACCCAUGACGGAAGAGAACGCGUCUGGUGUUGCCGCAGGGACGUCUACUAAAACGUCGUUGGGCUUGGAGACGGAUCAGAUACACGGCAUACUGGGUGAGACGGGUCGCAGGAGUAGAUCUGAAGCACAUCAGGACUCGCUCAAGAUGCAAUCGACCUCCUCAGGGCAUUCUGCGGCAAAAACUGAUCACUUGUUCGGGGAUUCGGCGGCAGAUCUGGCAGAAAUUCAGAGCCAAAAUGAGGGCCUUGACCUUGACGGUCUCCAUGGUCUGCGCCGUCUCUUGCGAAGCAGCCGACAUCGAGACAACGUCGAGCUAGCGUGGAAUCUUUACAUGGCUCUCUCGGAAGGAGAGAAAGAGGACAUUCGCCUUAAAAAAGAGAUGCUUGCGUGGCUGGUGGCAAAGGACACCCCAACUGCUGAUGCCCAUUGCAUUUCGAUCUACUGGUCUCUUCCCUUGUCAUCGCGGGAUCUCGCAGUGUAUCAAGCAGCAUCGACCGUGUAUUUGAGGCGCAAAGAUGUUGAUGCUGCAACUGGUCUGCAUGUCGAGGCGCUCUCCAACAUUGCCAACGGCAGUCAAAUCACGAAGUUCCUGUUCAAUCAUGCAAUGCAGCGCCGAGAGUGGGAUCUGGCUGUCACAGUGAAAGAUCAAUUCGACAAGGCGUUCGUUGAGCCCGCAGCAUCUCGCCAGCAGGCCAUCUUCUGGUUUGAAGUCGCCGAGCAGUCAGAGCUUCUCGCUGCCGCCGCUGAUGUCACGUCUUUGUGUUUCAAAAGGCAGUCUGGUGGAAAGCGAUGGAAGCUUAGGCAUAAUCUCGUCCAACUCGCCUCACGGAUGGCAGAAGAGGCACUCAACCAGCUUCUCGCGCAGCAGCUACCAGCCUCCGCGGUGCGCGGCAAGCGCCCAAUCGACCAAGUUCGCAGAGUACUGCAAGGCAUUUGGAAAUGGAAUCCGAACGCAGAAACCAUAUUCGAGGACGCAAUCUUGUCGAUCCUGAGACGACACAAGUCAAAGGCCGAGUAUGCGCGUGCACAUCCGGUCGUGGAGUAUCUCUACCAGCUAUAUCGAACAAUGGAGAAUGUCCGGCCGUCACAAGAUAUGCUCACGCUGCUUCUGAAAAGAUUGACCUUGACCAAGGGAACGCCCGACCAGGCGAACCGGCGUGCUAAGAGGGGCAACGUUCUGAGAGUGACCAUGAUUGUUCGUGACUGGAACGUUCAUCACGGCGAGCUAAGCAAACCGACACUGUAUCUCCUUCUUGGCCACUAUGCAACAUUAGGUGAUGCAGAGCAAGUCAAGACACACUUUGAGAUGUUGAAAACGCAGUUUCCGGACUAUGAUGACCAGAAACCUGCAUUCUGGUACCCCAUCUAUGUACACGCUCGCCUCGCCAAUUCACGAAACGCGUUACUGGCCUUCGAAGAGGUGCAAAAGAUAGCAGCUGCACACGGCGAUCAGCUCGAAACAAAGUGCUGGUCUACCCUGCUUCACGCCCAUUCGCGUGCAAACGACGUAGAGGGGGCAUCCGCCACAUUUAGGAAGAUGCUUGACUCGGGAGUACGGCCCACGCACUACCACUUCCAUCCAUUGACUGAGCUACUAGCCUCCGUAGGCGACGUAAAAGGCGUUGAUGAUCUGCUGGAGCAAUAUGACACGCUGUGUGAUAAACCACGCAGCGCGAGUCUCGCAGGAAGCCAGAUGCACGCUCACUUCAAUGCUGGAGAUGUAGCAACCGCAGAAGAGGUCCUCAAGCGGGCCGUGUCUGACGUGCGCGAGCACAAGAUGCUCGGUAGUCUUACCGGUUGCUUCAAUAUUCUAAUCAAUUCCUACGCCCUCAAACGAGAUGUUGACGCCACCAUGAGAGUAUAUCAAUGGAUGACCUCGGAGAAGAUUCGAAUGGACGAGUUCACGUACAGUGCCUUGAUGCAAGCACUCAUCCAUUUCCGACAGGCGGACUCUGCGUGGAUGAUCAUGUCAAAGGUCAUGCCACAAGAGGGCUUUGAGCCCAUAGCGCUGCAUUACGCCAUAGUGAUGGUAGGCUAUCGGAAGGAGGGCCUGUACAGCCGGGCACUUGACGUUCACGCAAUCAUGAAAAAGCGCAGGGUCAGAGAGACACUCGCCAGUCGGAGGGCUUAUCUACAUAUCAAAGCACUCCACGAACAACAGACCAAACGGCCAAGCACAGCCAACGGACAGCCAGUACCGCUAGCAGAAGUCAUCUCCGAGCUCAGGGUCGCUCUGGAAAUCAACAAAGGCUUCGAGACCGCGGCCAAGCAACCCGCAUUCGGUCACGAAAAAAAUGAACAUAUCUCAGCUUACUUUGACUCCAUCAUGUAUGUACAUGGGAGCCGACGAUGUCUCGAGGCAGUGGAAGCAAUGUUCGAAAUGUUACAAAAGAGCGCCGACCCAGCAUCGUUCACUUCAGGAACUUCGAUUAUGCGACUUCUGGCCGUUAUGAUGCAGGCUUUGUGUUACUCCAAGCGAUAUGACGAGGUUGAAGCAUUUUGGAAGGUGGCCAAGCAACAGGCCGAUAAGAUCGCAGCUGCGCCCCGACUGCCAGACUUUGCAGCAACGCAGGCCAUCACAGUAACGCAGGCCAUCACAGCAACGCAGGCCAGCACAGCAACGCAGGACAGCACAGCAAUGCAGGACAGCACAGCAACGCAGGACAGCACAGCAACGCAGGACAGCACAGCAACGCAGGAUAUGGGAGAAGGUACCACUGAGUCCCGAUCAACAGAUCAAGCCGCGAUUGGGAUUGACUCGCUCGGCCACGCAAUGUCACCGGAGAAUUCCACUUCAACGGCUCAGAGUACGGCUGCGCCGGUUGUUAGACCAGCUCCGGGUCGUACGCACAUCCUCCUUGGGCCAUUGCGACAUUACAUGGCAGCACUGGCUAAGCAAAAGCGCAUUGGCGAGCUCGUGACAACCUGCACCAGCCUUCUGCAACAAGGCUACAUCUUCGACAUCAUCGUGUGGAACCGUUUCAUCCAACACAUGUGCGAGUCCACACCACCACUGGUGCUGCUGGCAUUUACCUUGACAGAACGUUACAUGAUCAGCCAGUUCCCGGGCUGGCAGAGAGGGACAGUCUGGAAACAGCCGCGAUCAUCAAGAUACGAGAACUUACAGUACAUCAAGGCCAGAUAUCUUGCCCCGGGCCAGGUAAUGCCCCAGUACCGCACGCUGCUUUAUCUUGCUCAGGCCCUUUUGGAGCUGAGGCGCGCGGAAACGACCGGAGGUCUCCGCGUUGGACAGGAGCAGGGUGGAGUGCAGCGUCUGGUGGGGACGGUAGCACAAAUUCGGAAACGUGCACCCAAUACGCUCGCUGUGGUCGAAAUCAUGCCACACAUCGAUGAAAAGUGGCAGAACCGCGUGUUGCGAGGACAGCAGUAA